AUGAGCACCCUGGAGAUAGAGCCCUUGUUGGAAAUCGAUUUGGUGUGCUCCAGAGCGGCGGGGGUGGCGGCCUUGGAGGUGAGCUGCAAGGCUGUGUUGCAGGGUGAAGCGUGCAAUGGACCUACGGGAUUUCAUUCACAUAAGCCAAUGACACGGCUCCUUGUCUACAUUCAGUCAAAUCUCUUUAUUGUUUCUCGUCUUGCUCUAGCACCUGGCUGCCCAAACUCCAUCCGCGAAGCACAAGAAGAUCCCCGGAAGAAAUACGCCCUGGGUGUUGAAGAUAUAAGAAACGAUCUCACCAAAGGGAAACACAGGCCAGAAUGGAUUUUCUCUGCCUACGGCCCAGGGAAAGAUGCGCCUCGCCAGCUCUUUGGUGGACCAGAAAGGGAGCAAAGCUUUGAGGAAAUGCGGGCUAUACACUAUGCUGCUGCUGCUUCUGGCAGCACUGAAAAGGCCAUCCAAGAUGCCAAUAACCUUUUUGCGGUCUGCGAAGCACAAAUCAAAACAGCCCUAGCUGACAUUGAUGGCGCUAUCAAGUACAUAAUCGAUGGUGAAAACCAACAUCCAAAUCGGAUUGAUAUCACAGAAGGAACCACAGCGGCUGUACCUAGUCAACAAAGCCCAUUUGGCGUUCCAACAACCAGUGCUCCAACAUCCGCUUUCGGCCAGCCAACAGCGUUCUCCCAGCCUACACAGGGAGCGUCAUUCGGCCGACCAUCGGCACUCGGCCAACAACAGCAGCCACAACCUGCGUUUGGCCCGCCAGCGUUUGCGCAACCGGCAUUCGGCCAAACCGCUUUCGGCCAGCCUUCAGCUCUUGGAAAACAGCAACAGCUUGCCUUUGGCGCACCGGCGUUUGGCCAGCCUUCUGCUCUGAAACCGUCUCCUUUCGCCCAACCUCUAUCUCAAGCCCCCGUACAACCCAACCCUUUUAACCAGACCAGCAACGCUUCUCCCUUCACUCAACUUCCAAAUCAGGGCCAGCCUUUUGGCCAGGCGCAAAGUCAGGCUCAAGUCGAAUCACCGUUUGGAAAGCCAUCGACAGGUGGAUUUGGACAACCUCAAACAGCGAAUAAUCCGUUUGGCCAACCUUCCCCAGCCCGAGCUGCACCAUCCGGCUUUGGCGAACAGCUACAGUCACAAGCGCCGUUUAGCCAACCGUCUGGCUUUGGGUCAACGCCCAUCGCUACGCAACCUGUAAGCCAAGCGGCUCCUAUACCCACGGCGGCUACGAGCGCUCUAGGAAAUAAAAAGGACCCUUCGAAAUUAGAUCCACUACCCAAACUUGUAGGUGAGACACGCCGCGCCCCGGCAACCAAAAGAUUGUUGGCAUGGAAAGGCCAGCCAGUUCAAUAUAUCGAGAAUGAGCCUUGCUUUCAGCAUCCCGAUGAUCCAACAACGCUUGUCCAUAUUUACUUCCCGGAUGGGCGUCCGGCGCUGGAGUCGUUUGGAAGAUCUGUCAGCAUGCCCGAAGAGUAUACGCCGGAGGGUUGA
Messenger RNA from Uncinocarpus reesii 1704, 1494 nucleotides. RefSeq lists its product as uncharacterized. The coding region runs from base 1 to 1494 and encodes 497 amino acids. The record is from RefSeq and is a predicted model, not a curated record. The transcript is spliced from 3 exons. Lineage: Eukaryota; Fungi; Ascomycota; Eurotiomycetes; Onygenales; Onygenaceae.